UGCGCUUUACAUGACGUACCAACCAGUAUCAACUCGCGUUAUUUCAGCCGGACUGGACCUGCCGGACAUCACCAAGGGAACCAAGCCGGCCGCCAAAGCCCCCGCCCCUACCCCCACUCCCGCCGCUACGCCCAAGCCCGUCGCGCCCAGCAUCCUGAGUGGUAUCAUGGGCUGCGCCAGCUGCGUUAUCCCGGACACCCCUACUUCGCAGAACGGCCCAGCAUCCAGCACUGGAUCUACAGGUAACAACGGCCAGAGCCCAUUCAGCCGACCUCCCUCUGCGUUCGGUGGUCCCGGGUCACCGGCAGCGCCCAGUGGUGCCCUCGGCAGCUCGACGACCCCCGCCGACAAGCCGUCCUACACGCAGGUCGACAACGGGCACUCAAACUUCAAGGUUGGCGGCUUCAGCCCGGACGAGAUGCUGGCCCUGCUGUACCGCUUCAACUACACCCUGGGCUUCCACGGACACCAAGAGGUGGGCGACCGAGCGGGCCACAAGCAGGGCGGCUAUCACUUCAACGGCCGAGACGGCCUGGAGCGUCGCGUCAAAUACACCGCCAACGAGUUUGGGUACCAGCCCAACAUAACGCUGCACGAGCUGCAGGCCGAGGAGACCCCGCGCGCGGACACGGAGAAAAAGCCAGAGUUCGGCCUGAAGGGUUACGAGUUUGUUUGGUUCAACGACAAGAAGAAGGCCGCUAGCUUAGCAGGAUGAGGAACCCUUUUAAUCACUGGACUGUCUUGAAGAACGACUUUGUGUUGUCAGUCAAAUUGUCUCUUAGUUCUUAGUUAUGUACUUGUAUUUUCUUGUAAAUUAUUUAUUUUUAGUUGUAAAUAAAAUAACAAUAAAUGAAAAAUGUUAAA
Molecule: messenger RNA, 864 nt
Organism: Frankliniella occidentalis (western flower thrips)
Lineage: Eukaryota; Metazoa; Arthropoda; Insecta; Thysanoptera; Thripidae
Product: protein lethal(3)malignant blood neoplasm 1-like
Exons: 3
Coding region: 11-715 (234 amino acids)
Source: RefSeq, a predicted model, not a curated record